This is a messenger RNA of Selaginella moellendorffii, 1876 nucleotides long. Its product is annotated as preprotein translocase subunit SCY2, chloroplastic. Gene Ontology annotation, cellular component: plastid envelope; membrane. The transcript has 12 exons. Gene Ontology annotation, molecular function: signal sequence receptor activity; transmembrane protein transporter activity. Gene Ontology annotation, biological process: SRP-dependent cotranslational protein targeting to membrane, translocation; chloroplast organization; thylakoid membrane organization. Lineage: Eukaryota; Viridiplantae; Streptophyta; Lycopodiopsida; Selaginellales; Selaginellaceae. The record is from RefSeq and is a predicted model, not a curated record. The coding region runs from base 4 to 1680 and encodes 558 amino acids.
UGGAUGGAUUGCUCCAGGGCGCCAUUCGUACCGGGCGUGCGAAUUCUCUCCUCGAGGAGGAGCAGCGGCAUCUCUUCCUCGAAUGCGAUUGCGAUUAGAUUUUUCACUCUGUUUUCGCCGUCGCCAGCGGCAUUGGGCUGUUCUUCUCAAGCGAGAGUCUUGGCAUUGCGAGCGAGAAUUUCCAAUCCUUCGUGGAGAGGAGUGUGCGCUUCAGCCGAGCCGGGCAUCAGGCAUGGAGGGAUUUCUCCUGGAUUGAUUCCUUCGCAGAUUGAUAUUUCUCCGGAUGAAGUAUCUUCCAAUAAUCUGGGAGGAGAAGAAGAAGAAGGAGAGAGCUUAUUAUCAGGGGAGUCUAUCAAGCACGUACCGCGGAGCUAUAGCAACAAGUUUAUUCGAUGGGUGAAGCUGGGCUCGGUGAUCAAUGACGCGGCCAUGGCUUUUUUCAAGAGUGAAGUACGUCGUCGCACUUUCAUCACCAUAAUCCUCCUUAUGGUCUGCAGAGCUGGUCAAUUUGUUCCUCUUCCCGGUUUUAAUCACAGGACAAUGCCAUCGAAUUUUCUCGGCUCCACCGCUCUUACAGCAAGUGAAGGGGCUUUUCUCAAAGAGCCGAAGAUAUCGUUCUUCCACCUCGGGCUGAGUCCUUAUAUUUGCGCAAGCACUGUUAUACAUCUAGUUUGUUCUUGGUACCCUCCAUUCCAAAAGAUGCGAAAGGAAGGAGAAAUCGACAAGAUAAAGUCAUAUACCUGGUGGCUUACUCUGUCAUGCUCGGUGAUUCAAGCUCUCCUACUGUCGUAUGCAACGCUCCAGUAUGCUACUGCGUCUGAUCUCUCUGGAUCAAUGCUACUGGAAUGGAUAUCUCGUAGGAUUACCGAAUCUGGAUUUGGUCAAGGAUCAACGUUGAUUAUUUGCAUGGGGAUUCUUGUCAGUUCCUCCCAGUCCCUCUGUAAUAUGGUCAUAAGCUUCUCCAGAUUGGACUUCUCCAAGUGGGGACCCGCUUUGCUCCUUUAUGUGGGAGUGUUCUUGACUAUGACAGCAUGCGCUGUGCUCGUUACGGAAGGACGUCGGAUCAUCAAGCUUCAGUUUUAUGGCUUUGAUCGCUUUCCAAGCUCCGGAGGAGAUGGGAUUCCGGAAGUGGAGCCUUAUAUUCCGUUUGACAUCAACCCGAAUGGGAUGCUACCGGUGUAUAUGUCAUCGUAUCUUAUGGCAGUCCCCAGCUUCCUUGCGAACAUCUUAAAAACCCCAUUCUUACGGCGGUUACAAGUCCUUUUGAAUCCAACAUUACCCCCUGCGCCUGGCGCAAGACCAUGGUUGUACCACACACUGACUGCGUUGCUCAUUCUCACUUUCAGCGUCCUCGAUGUUAGUGACGGAGCAAAAGACAUAUCAGAGUACAUAAACAGGAUAGGGGCAAAGAUUGCGGAUGUUAAGCCUGGUCGUUCGACCGUGGAAUUUCUACGGAAAGUGCAAACCUCGGCUCGCACUUGGGGUGGAUUUUUGCUGGCACUGCUAGUGACUGUGUCAACUAUAAUCGACUAUAAGUUGCGGUCCUUGCAUCAAACUGGCGGGAUCAGCUUUACCUCCAUGCUGUUUAUUGUGGGGACGAUCAUCGAAGUAAGGCGGUCAUUCAUGGCUUAUCACGCAAUGCACACGCUAAGCAAUGUACUAAGGCGAUAUGGCGUAUAAAGAGAACGACAGCAAACAUUUUCAUUCAAUAAAUGGAUUAAAAUCGACAAGGUACGUCUUCUUCUUCUUUUUUAGAAAAACUCAGAUCCUGGUUACAUUUAAGAAGUCCCCAUUUUUGUCCAUAAUGGUUUCUGUAUAACAUUUUAUAAGCUCAUAAAGUAAAAGUAACUUUUAAAUAAAGAAUCAUCAAUAAAAA